Messenger RNA from Lachancea thermotolerans CBS 6340, 1131 nucleotides. RefSeq names its product protein geranylgeranyltransferase type I subunit CDC43 (gene CDC43). Bases 1 to 1131 code for a protein of 376 amino acids. Gene Ontology annotation, molecular function: CAAX-protein geranylgeranyltransferase activity. NCBI's taxonomy places the organism in Eukaryota, Fungi, Ascomycota, Saccharomycetes, Saccharomycetales, Saccharomycetaceae. The transcript has a single exon. Gene Ontology annotation, biological process: protein geranylgeranylation. The record is from RefSeq and is a predicted model, not a curated record. Gene Ontology annotation, cellular component: CAAX-protein geranylgeranyltransferase complex.
AUGUCAGCGGCGCCCAUACCCGAUGGGAGGCUGACAAUCCAAAAGCACCGGCGGUUUUUACAGCGGCACCUCGCUAUUCUCCCUUCAAAAUAUCAAGAAUAUGAGGCAAAUAAGCUUGCCAUUGUCACCUACGCCUUGAUCGGAUUGAGUUGCAUCGGUGACCCUGUGUCAGAAGAAUACGCUGCUAGCAAAGAGUGGCUCAGAAGACAUUACAGGGUCAUUGGGCGAGGCGAGACCUCACUUGCUGGCUUUUUCCCAAGCCUUUACAUGGAAGUUGAGAAUGCGCUCACUCUCAGCUUGACUAGCACUCUAUUCGGGCUCAUUAGCCUGCUUUGCCUAAACGACCACAAAUUUUUUAUUAGCGAUGUUGACCGCGAAGGAAUCUGUAGGUUUGUUUCAAAAUGUCAUAAGCCUGAAACUGGCGGAUUUGCUGCAAGCCUCGAUGUUGUUGCGGAAGAUAGCCUCGAGCCAUCCAAAACUGACCCAGAUGACUUGAGACACACAUACAUGGCCAUUGCAAUACUCUAUUUAAUGGGCUGCAGAAACGCAUCCGAGUUUGGGCGCUAUGUCUGCCUUGAACCACUUUUCAGUCAUUUCGAACAAAAGGCAUGUGUUAGCGGCGGCUUCGGUCAGUAUGGUGAGCCACAUGCAGGAUAUACGUCAUGUGCGCUCUCUAUCCUCGAGUUAAUAUCAGAUCGGUGGGACAUAUUUCCGAAUUCUUUCUAUGACAAGACCAUAGAAUGGCUGCUACAGCGACAAGUUUCAGAUAAAUGCCCAGAAAUGAGUGGAAACGAAUACUUUGAUCCAGAGGAUGAUGGUGGGUUCCAAGGAAGGGAGAACAAGUUUGCUGACUCCUGCUAUGGAUUCUGGUGUGCUAAUUCACUGAGCAUCUUAAAAGCCCCACAUAAGGUAGGUGAUGCGUAUCAAAAUGGUCUCAGUGAGUAUCUGCUCAACAAAACCCAGAACCUGCUGUUGGGUGGGUUCGCGAAAAACGACAAUGAAGACCCCGAUUUGUACCAUACCUGUCUUACUUUAGCCGCGCUGUCCAUGAUGUCUGGCGAGUUCGACGGAACCUUGUUUUUGCCCCGCAAAGUUGCAGAUACGGCCAGGAGCCAGUUUAUUGCACCCUGA